Messenger RNA from Notothenia coriiceps (black rockcod), 5535 nucleotides. RefSeq names its product FRAS1-related extracellular matrix protein 2-like. Gene Ontology annotation, biological process: anatomical structure morphogenesis; cell communication. The transcript has 19 exons. Gene Ontology annotation, cellular component: membrane. The coding region runs from base 1 to 3789 and encodes 1262 amino acids. Lineage: Eukaryota; Metazoa; Chordata; Actinopteri; Perciformes; Nototheniidae. The record is from RefSeq and is a predicted model, not a curated record.
AUGGUUGGAUCAUUAACUGAGCUUUCUGUUAUUCCGUUUUCUCCCCAUUUAGUUUCGGCUACAGGCACCGUGCCCACCACCGUGCUCUCCUACUCUGAUUACAUCUCCAGGCCUGAGGACCAUCACAGCAUCCUGCGCUUUGACAAAGGAGAGGUGGAGAAAUCCUGCCGCGUGGUGAUCAUUGAUGACUCUCUGUAUGAAGACGAGGAAAGCUUCAAUGUCACCCUCAGCAUGCCCAUGGGGGGCCGUCUGGGCUCAGAGUUCCCCGCAGCUAGAAUCACAAUCAUUCCCGAUAUGGAAGACGCUCCCAUCUUCUACUUUGGCAACACAGACUACCACGUGGAUGAGAGUGACGGCUACGUGGAGGUGCAGGUAUGGAGGACGGGGACAGAUCUUUCCAAAGGAGGAACCGUGACAGUGCGCUCCAGAAAGACAGAUCCCGUCUCCGCUGAGGCUGGUGUGGAUUACGUUGGGAUCAGCCGGAAUCUGGACUUUGCACCAGGGGUCACCAUGCAGACGUUCCGUGUGACCGUCCUGGAUGACCUGGGCCAGCCGGUGCUGGAGGGGCUCGAGAAGUUUGAAUUGGUACUCCGAAUGCCCAUGAACGGGAUCCUGGGGGAGCCAAGCAAGACUACCAUACUCAUCAAUGACUCAGUCUCAGACUUGCCAAAGGUGCAGUUCCGUGAUGCUGUGUAUGUGUGCAAUGAGAACUCAGGGCAGAUCUCAGCUACUGUAUACCGUAGUGGAGACAUCAGCUACAAGUCCACAGUGCGCUGUUACAGCAGACAGGGGACAGCCCAGGUCAUGAUGGACUUCAAUGAGAGGCCCAACACGGAUGAUUCCAUAAUCACCUUUUUACCAGGAGAGAUUGAAAAGACUUGUGUACUGGUGCUAGUUGAUGAUACAGAACAUGAGGAGGAAGAAGAGCUACGUCUUGUGCUUGGAAGCCCCAAGAGUGAAUCUCCAUUUGGAGCAUCUAUUGGAAGUCAGAAUGAAACGCUCAUCAAGAUAAAAGACGAUGGAGACAAGGCGAUUAUUAGGUUUGGAGAGACCAAAUUCAGUGUGAAUGAGCCAAAGGAAAUUGGCCAAGUGUCUGUGGUGAGGAUCCCAGUGCUGCGUGUAGGAGACCACUCCAAGGUGUCUGUUGUCCGAGUUCACACCAAGGAUGGAUCUGCCACCUCUGGGGAGGACUACCAUCCCAUCUCUGAGGAAAUCGUGUUCAAACAGGGUAUCACUGAGCAAUAUGUGGAGGUGGAGAUUUUAUAUGAUAUUGUCAGAGAAAUGAGGGAAGCAUUCACUGUGCACCUGAAGCCUGAUGAAAACAUGGUGGCAGAGACAAAGAUGAGCAAAGCCAUAAUCUAUAUCGAGGAGACCAACAGCAUGGCGGAUGUCACCUUCCCCUCUGUGCCCAGAGUGGUUUCUCUGUUGCAUUACGACGACAUCGACAGGAGUAGGGACUCUUCACCUGUGGCCGGAUACCCCGUCAUUUGCGUGACUGCCUGUAACCCCAAAUUCCCAGACUACGACAAAACAGGCUCCAUCUGUGUAAGCGAGAACAUCAACAACACCCUGACUCAUUAUCGUUGGCUGGUCAGCGCCCCUACCGGGUCAGAUGGCGUAACCAGCUCUAUGAGGGAAGUUGACUUCGAUACCUUCUUCACCUCGUCAAAGCUUAUCACUCUGGAUUCAGUCUAUUUUCAGGCUGGUUCCAGGGUGCAGUGCGCUGCCAGGGGCGUGAACUCUAACGGGGAUGAAGGUCUAGAGCUCAGUAGCCCCAUAGUGUCCAUCAGCAUAGAUGAUGGAAUGUGCCAGCCGCGUGUUGCCGGCACAGUGGGGGCCGAGCCCUUCUCGGCCAAGCUGCGAUACACUGGAAUGGAAGAAACAGAUCACCCAAAUCUCAUUAAACUGACUGUCACCAUGCCCCACAUUGAUGGUAUGUUGCCUGUAGUUUCCACCCGAGCCCUGUCUAACUUUGAGCUGACACUGAGCCCCGACGGUACCCGCGUUGGAAACCACCGCUGCUCCAAUUUGUUGGACUACACUGAGGUCAAGACUCGCUACGGCUUCCUUAGUGAAGCCACUAAAAAUCCAGAAGUGAUCGGCGAGACGUCCUCCUACCAAUACAGCCCUUCCCUCAGGGGAUCCAGUACACUACGAUUCUACAGAAACCUCAACCUGGAGGCUUGUCUGUGGGAGUUCACCAGCUACUACGACAUGUCUGAGCUACUCAGCGACUGUGGAGGCACCAUUGGGACUGAUGGACAGGUGUUGAAUUUGGUCCAGUCCUAUGUGACUUUACGAGUCCCGCUCUACGUCUCCUAUGUCUUCCACUCCCCUGUUGGAGCAGGAGGAUGGCAGCACUUUGACUUGCAGUCAGAGAUGAAGCUCACAUUUGUGUACGACACUGCCAUCUUAUGGAGGGAUGGUAUCGGUAGCCCACCAGAAGCUGAACUACAAGGUGCCCUGUACCCAACCAGUAUGCGUAUAAAUGGACAAGGACGACUAGUAGUCAACUUCCGCACUGAGGCUCGAUUCAGAGGCCUGUUUGUUUUUGCACAUCCAGCUUCACCUCUAACCUCUAUGGUCAUGUGUCCGGACCACCCUGGUAUAACCUAUAACCUCAGUCUUGUGAGGAAUGAGCCGACGUACAACCAGCCCAUCCAGCAGUGGACAUUUGUUUCUGAUUUUGCUGUGCGCGACUACUCUGGCACGUACACGUUGAAGCUUAUCCCCUGCAUAUCUCCCCCAAACCUGGAGUAUAACAUCCCUCCUGUCUGCCACCCCAGAGAGCCCCUUACCUUCGACAUGGACAUCCGCUUCCAGCAGGUUAGCGACCCGGUGGCUGCUGAGUUCAGUCUGAACACACAGAUGAUCUUACUCUCAAAGCAGACGCUCUGGCUUUCCGACGGCUCCAUGGGCUUUGGACAGGAGAGUGAUACUGCUUUCUCCCAGGGUGAUACAAUUUACGGCCGAGUGAUGGUGGAUCCAGUGCAGAACUUGGGCGACUCCUUUAUUUGUAGCAUAGAGAAAGUGUUCCUGUGUACUGGAGCUGAUGGAUAUGUCCCUAAAUACAACCCCGGCAACUUUGAGUUUGGCUGUCUGGCAGAUGCUCCCUCUCUUCUCUAUAGAUUCAAGAUAAUUGACAAGGCCCAGCCAGAGACCCAGGCCCGCUCAUUUGGUAAUGUAGCUUUCAACACCUUCCUUGCGGUGGAUGACCCCGGCGCUUUAGCUCUAGUGAGACAACCUGGGUCAGAUGGUUUCAGGAUAGAUUCUUCAGCUCUCUUCCAGGUGUCUGCAGGGAGGGAAUGGUUUAUUCACACCAUCUACACUGUCCGUUCUCGGAAUAACGCUAACCGUGGCAUAGGUAAGAGAAGCCUUGAGUACCAUGUAAUGAGCCAGCAAACAAGUCUACUUCCAAAGGGUCAACAUCGAGCAAGAAGAUCAGCCAACGAAGUGCCAGACGUAAUAGAAGACAUUGGUCAGAGUAACAACCGCGGCACCAACAUCCUCCACAUCGCGCUGGAUCGCAGCAGCCAGCAGAGGACGAGCCCAGAGAGAGAGAUCUUCACCAAAGGGAUCAUCCCGCGUGAACUCAACCAGAAGGACAACAGUGAUGACGGACUAGUGUUGAUCAUUGGGGUCUUUGUGGGCCUGCUCCUCACGGUGCUCAUCAUUAUCGUUGUGGUGCUACUGGUGCGGUCCAAGCGAGUGAAGAAAGAUGUACCCAAGAAGUCCAGCAGCGCAGAGCCCAUGAUGACACAAGCCAUCAGUGACAGCUCAGAGGUCUAACAGACUGAUGAUAGAGAGUUACCGUUAAUAUUUUUCUUUUGCAAGUGCCUCACAUUUAGAUAAAAGAUUGAAGAUUGUGUGUGAAGCAACACAAAAUACAAGAGCUUUGAUUCUAUUCAGAAAUCUACUUGAAAUACUGCAUCACUUCCACAACUGGGAAAUUGUUGGGACACUCACUUAGAGACGGACUUUGUUAGCGGCUGUUUUAAGGUUCUAAGGGUGUUUUCAGCACUCACUUAUUGAUUUGCUUUUUUAUGCCACUUGAUCCCAAAAAGGUGUUUUUACGUUUCCAAAGGUGCUACAGAAGAUGCCUCUUAACUUGGAUGGCAAUUGGUGUUUUACUGAGCAGGUCACGAGACGGUGGAUAUAACAGAUAAUGCAGUUGUUAACAGCAGGCUUUGUAUGUUUGAUUUUCUGCAUCGAGACACUGUCCACAGUCUGCUUACACUGGUUAAACCUGUCUGUUCUUAUAGAGAAUGAUUUGUCCUUAGAUUCAGUGCGUGCCUAAGAAAUCACAUCAUUUUGAGGUUUUAUGUUGUACGUUAUGAUUUGUCCUGUGUGAUGAUCAGUAAGACAUCAAAGUGAAAAACAAUGUUUCAUAUUUGUUUGUUGUGUUCAUGAUUUAGCAUGCAUUUCAUUUUGUUUUGUUUUUAUAUUGUAAAAAUAAGUCAAAAUGCUGAUUUGAAUGGAGUUGUUGCAAAUGUGUCUAAUCUACUGUAUUUCCAUUAGUGUGUUUUUUACACUGUAUCCCCUGAACAACAGUAUUUAUCAAUGGCCACAUUUUAACUCCCCUCUAAUAUUUAGUAUUAUCUUUAAAACGUAUAAUUGACACUUGGCACUAAAUCAAAAAAGAAAAGUAAAACUGUUAGAGUCUGUAGUUAUGAUUUGACUUUCAAGACAGCUGGUCUGCAAUGUACAGUGAACUAUAAUAGCGGUUCCAGAUCCACUUUCUCCAACAGGAACCAUUUUCACUCUAAACUAUUACAUUUUUAAAUCAAUUUACACAACAACACAAUUAGUCAAUAUACUUACAGUAAAGGGAAUUCAUUGUUUUACCUUGACUCAUCAUCAUACAUUCAGAACUGCUGUCCUCCCCCCUAUCAAUCACUUUGAAAUGUAUCUAUUUAUUUUUGUGUGCUUGUCAUUUAGUGCAGAAACAAAUCAUAAUAUCUUUACCUCUCCCUUUAUGAUUUAGUUUGAACCUAUUAUUCUCAAAUUCUAAUUGUAAUGUAAUUCAGAUUUCCAUGUACAAUAAACAUAUACAGGUUAUGUAUACGUUUUAGUUUCCCAGAUGCAGGCACAGGAUUGCCAUAACACCUGAUUACCUCAUACUACUGUAUAUCCUUGAUAGACUCUAAUCACUACUCUAUAAAUGUCAAGUUUAUUUGCAAUUUUAUUUUGAAAUUGAAUACAAUUCUAUGCAACCUGUGAAAUCAUACCUUCAUGAAAUGUUUACCCCAAGUAUGAUUCUUUUCAGCGCACAUUUUACAUUUGCUUGUGUAUCUAGGUUUGACACUGUAUCAAUGUACUGCGGUUCUUUUAUUCCACUCUAAUGCUUUGAGUGCGUCCUGAGUUUUUGUAUGCACAUGUAUGUAUGUAUAUACUUAUGUAUUACCUAUAAAUAUACCAUUUGGAUGUAUUGGGAAUGGUUACUGUUAAAACAAAUGCAUACUGUAUGUGAUGUAAGUAUUUGUAACAUAGACCAGAAGCACAGCAUGGUCUGCAAAUAAAGUAAUUUUUCAAGAA